GGGAGUAGAGGAAACCAAAGUUCUGGAGAACAGGCAACGCACACACAUACAGGCCGUAUCCGCAGUUACCUGCAACGUCAUAGAGUUUAUCAGUAGAGAAAAUGAUCCAGUGCGUGCAGGGGAUGCUGUUUUUGUCGGUGCUGGUGGCGUUCGCCGCCUGCAACGCUCCUCCGGUACCGUUAGACGACAUCUUCAUUGAGAAAACUUUCGUGCCAGAGCAGUGUGUGCGCGCAGUCAAAGUGGGGGAUUAUGUCAGGUAUCACUACAUUGGCACGUUUCCGGACGGCACGAAGUUCGACUCCAGUUAUGACCGUGGCAGCACCUAUAACGUGUUUGUUGGCAAGAAGCAGCUGAUCCAAGGGAUGGACAAAGCUCUGGUGGGGAUGUGUGUCAAUGAGAGAAGUCUGGUCAAGAUCCCACCUCACCUCGCCUACGGAAAACAGGGAUAUGGUGACAUCAUCCCCCCUGAUUCCAUCCUCCACUUUGAUGUCCUGCUGCUGGACGUGUGGAACCCGGAGGACGGCGUCCAGAUCAACACCUACCACCUGCCGUCCGUCUGCUCCAGGAAGGUGGAGGUGUCUGACUUCAUUCGCUACCACUAUAAUGGCACCCUUCUGGAUGGGACGCUGUUUGAUUCCAGCCACACCCGUAUGCGUACCUAUGACACUUAUGUUGGGAUUGGGUGGCUGAUUGCCGGUAUGGAUCAGGGCCUCCUGGGAAUGUGUGUUGGAGAGAGACGCAUCAUCACUAUGCCUCCUUCACUUGGAUAUGGAGAGAAUGGAGAUGGUAGUGACAUCCCAGGACAGGCGUCUCUGGUGUUUGACGUUGUACUUCUGGACCUCCACAACCCCAGAGAUAGUAUCUCAGUGACCAAUCAGAAGGUGCCCAAGACCUGCACAAGGAAGACUGUCGCUGGAGACUUUGUACGCUACCACUACAAUGGAAGCCUCCUUGAUGGAACAUUUUUUGAUUCCAGCUACUCUCGUAAUCGUACUUAUGACACCUAUGUGGGUCGAGGCUACGUGAUUGCCGGCAUGGAUGAGGGUCUGGUUGGAGUCUGUGUGGGAGAGAAACGCACCAUCACCAUCCCCCCACAUCUCGGCUAUGGAGAGGAGGGCACAGGCUCUAAGAUCCCUGGUUCAGCUGUGCUGGUGUUUGACAUUGACAUCAUCGACUUCCACAACCCGUCAGACAGCACUGACGUCACUGUCACGUACAAGCCAGAAGAGUGUGAUAAGCAAACCAAAAAGGGAGACUUUAUCAAAUAUCACUACAACGCCUCUCUGAUGGACGGCACACCCAUCGACUCCACGUAUAAUUAUGGAAAGACAUACAACAUUGUCCUGGGAGCCAACCAGGUCGUCCCAGGGAUGGAGGACGGACUGAUGGACAUGUGUGUGGGAGAGAAAAGGCACCUUGUUAUUCCUCCUCACCUGGGCUAUGGUGAGAGGGGAGUCACUGGCGAGGUUCCAGGGAGCGCCGUGCUGGUGUUCGAUGUCGACCUGGUAGAAAUGGAAGAAGGACUUCCUGAAGGCUACAUGUUCAUCUGGAACGACGAUGUGUCACCUGACCUCUUCUCUGAGAUGGACAAAGACAAGAACGAGGAGGUGGAGCCCUCUGAGUUUACCGACUACAUCAUACGGCAGGUGAACGAGGGUAAAGGCCGCCUGGCCCCUGGCUUCGAUCCUUAUCGCAUAAUUGACAACAUGUUCUCCAACCAGGACCGUGAUGGAGACGGAAAGAUCACAGAGACAGAGUUCAAACUUAAAGCGGAUGAAGCCGCCUCUCAUGACGAGCUAUGACGGGACUGAGUGUAAAACUCAGAUCAGGGUGUAGGCUGAAGGGUCAGACAGUGGGGGGUUGUUAUACAUAUGUGGGUGGUAGCCUAGAAAAAGAUGUGGUUGUAUGUGUAAAGUAAGCCAGUGUGGAGUGAGAAAUGUGCUGAGAGAUUUUAUUUUUAUUUUAUUUUGAAGACUUAGAUGAUGGUCAAAGGGCAUCUUGUCCUUUAAGUGCCAAAUGAGUCAGAGAAGAAAGAAGGACAAUUUAGGAAUAAGAAGAUUUUGAAAAAUUAAUGGUCAAAAGAAAACAAAUAAUUUGAGUAUUAUAAUGACAGUGAAUUACGUUUUUUUUUUUCCUACUCUCCCAUCAAGUUCUUGUCUUGUUUUAUUUGGCAUUUGUUUUAUUUUGAAGGGUACAAAAGCACUGGUGUGAGAGAACAAAUCAAAUCUCCCUUCCUGAUUUCUACGUUCAACACUCCUUCAUGACUUUUCUUUUCAAUGGGUAUCAGCUUGUCUGUGAAGUACCUGACCGUCUUCCAGCAGCAACGAAUCGGUCAUCACUUACUGUAAAAACAUUCUGAUGGAGAGAAGUUACAUUUUGAGAUACCACUCAUUUAUCAAUGAAAGUAAGUGAGCGCUUUAAGUUAUAAUAACAUUUUAUUUGCAUAGUUUACAGCUGACACCUUCCUCUGAUUUACUUAAAUGUCAGGAAUUCUUCUGUGUUUUCUGCACUUCAGAUCAUCCAAAAUACUUUCAGUGACUUCAGUCAACUAGUUGUUGCAUUGCUUGUUUUUGUCUUCAUCCAAAUGUCCUGAUUACAAUUUAAGACUUUGUGUGUGAGUGUGUGUGUGUGUGCGAGCGGGUGCGAGAGAGAGAAAAGUGUGUGUGAAUGUUGUUUUUGUUUUACUUUUUCAUUAAGGAGAAUACUGAGCCUUGAUGAUGACAAUGUCAACACAAAGUUUUAUUUCAUUAAAUGACCUGACCUAAACAUA
Micropterus dolomieu (smallmouth bass) is the source of this 2770-nucleotide messenger RNA. RefSeq names its product FKBP prolyl isomerase 9 (gene fkbp9). Gene Ontology annotation, molecular function: peptidyl-prolyl cis-trans isomerase activity; calcium ion binding. The transcript is spliced from 10 exons. The record is from RefSeq and is a predicted model, not a curated record. The coding region runs from base 102 to 1802 and encodes 566 amino acids. NCBI's taxonomy places the organism in Eukaryota, Metazoa, Chordata, Actinopteri, Centrarchiformes, Centrarchidae.